Ochotona curzoniae (black-lipped pika) is the source of this 1259-nucleotide messenger RNA. Its product is annotated as lysophosphatidylserine lipase ABHD12-like. The transcript is spliced from 9 exons. Gene Ontology annotation, biological process: monoacylglycerol catabolic process; phosphatidylserine catabolic process. The record is from RefSeq and is a predicted model, not a curated record. Gene Ontology annotation, molecular function: phosphatidylcholine lysophospholipase A1 activity; monoacylglycerol lipase activity. Gene Ontology annotation, cellular component: endoplasmic reticulum membrane. NCBI's taxonomy places the organism in Eukaryota, Metazoa, Chordata, Mammalia, Lagomorpha, Ochotonidae. The coding region runs from base 138 to 677 and encodes 179 amino acids.
CUGUUUCUUUCCUGUCUUCCAGGGGCGGCGACCACCGGGUAGAGCUGUACAAGGUCCUGAGUUCCCUGGGGUAUCAUGUGGUCACCUUUGACUACCGAGGCUGGGGUGACUCGGUCGGGACGCCGUCUGAGCGAGGCAUGACUUACGAUGCACUGCACGUGUUUGACUGGAUCAAAGCCAGGAGUGGGGACAACCCUGUGUACAUCUGGGGCCAUUCCUUGGGCACUGGAGUGGCAACAAAUCUGGUGCGGCGCCUGUGUGAGCGAGAAACGCCUCCAGAUGCCCUUAUCUUGGAGUCUCCAUUCACCAAUAUCCGUGAAGAAGCAAAGAGCCACCCGUUUUCAGUGAUCUAUCGCUACUUCCCUGCCUUUGACUGGUUCUUCCUGGAUCCCAUUACAAGCAGCGGGAUUAAGUUUGCAAAUGAUGAAAACGUGAAGCACAUCUCCUGCCCUCUGCUCAUCCUGCACGCUGAGGAUGACCCAGUCGUGCCCUUCCAGCUGGGCAGAAAGCUCUACAACAUCGCUGCUCCAUCCCGAAGCUUCCGCGACUUCAGAGUUCAGUUUAUUCCCUUCCACUCAGACCUUGGUUACCGGCACAAGUACAUCUACAAGAGCCCCGAGCUCCCGCGCAUCCUGAGGGAGUUCCUGGGGAAGUGGGAACCCGAGCGCCAGCACUGAGGCUGGCUGUGCGGAGAAAGCAUGAGGACCUCCGCCCUGCCCCUUGUCCUGCGGUCAGCAGCCCGGAGCCUGGCGGCACUCAGGAGCCUGUUCCCACCACAAGAGAGGCCUGGAGGCCAGCCCACGGCUCGUGGAGGUGGCCGGAAGCACAGAACGUGAGGGGCUCUGGGUGGUCGGCAUGCAGCCCCGGCCCCCUCCUGCUGCCACCACUCAGCCUGCUCUCACUGGGAAGACUUUCGGAGACACAGCAGGCAGUGUCCCUUGGCGGAGCCCACAGUGCCCGAGCCUGCCCUGGUGCCCCGGCAGGGCCAGGAUAGUGGCCUGGGACCCCUGCGCAGUAUGUGGAAGGUUCUUCUUGCCUUUUCCGGCACCCACGCAGUGGACUGAAGGUUCCAGAGGCGCACCCUGUCCUGCCUUCCUGCUUGCCUGCCUUGGGGGUGGGGUCCCCACUUCCCUGGACAGCCCGCUGCUCACCCACAGCCAGGGACCAGGACCCAUACUUCUUCAUUCCUCCCACUGUCCUCCUAACCUGGCCCUAGACUGAGCAUUUAUACAAGAAUAAAACUGUGGUGGUGGUCUGCA